AUGGAAGUUUCACCAGCAGAUUCACCUAUGAAGGACUAUCUCCUAACUCUGAUGGCAAAGUGUGACUUGAAACAAAAAAUAUUUCCAUAUCCACCUGGAUGAGUCUUGAAACUCACUUCCAAACCAGAGUAUGAUAAUUAUGCCAAAUUAGCCACAUAUCUGAAAGAUAGCCUCGGCUUGAUUUGGGAGGAUCAGUACUUGAUAAACAUUGAGCAGUUUCCUAAGAUCUAUUCAGAGUACAUCAACCUUGAAAAUGAAGAAAUAAGUUCAGAAAUCGGCAAAUCCAGACGCCAAAUUGCAAUGGAAAUGGAUACUAUUUUCCCAUUCUCCUGUUGCUCGGAAAUCAGCUUUAAACUUGGCCAAUGGAGCUAUGACAAAAAUGCAGACGAGAAAAAGAAAUAAAAGGAAAAUGAUGAUCGAUGAAAAUACAACGAGCAAAGAUUAUUAUUUCAGAAGAUCAAAGCAUAAGAUUUAUGACGAGGAAACAGGAGAUAUUACCUCCGAAGGAGUCAGAGAAUACGAAAUUGCACAUUAUGAGUACGAUUUUACUCUUGAUUGAGUCCAAUAUGAGUCAAAUAUCCCUCUUCUUGAAUCAAUGUUGCCAACACAAGAAAGCAGAGAGUUAAUUAUAGCAAAACUUGAAGGGAUCUCUGACUUCCUUGAAACUUUACCCUUCAAAUUCAGAGGACUGAAUGUUAGCAUUAUAACUUCAAUAAAGAACUAUUUCUUUGAAUGCAAGCUAAUCGAUCUGGAGUACAUGUAUCCAGACAGCCACGAUUCGACAGUCCAGAAAGGAUGCGAAUCUUUGAUAAAAUUAGUGCAAUCUCUUUCAUAAAGAUUUUGGGAAAUUUCAACUGGAAAAUUCCAAUAA
Molecule: messenger RNA, 871 nt
Organism: Moneuplotes crassus
Lineage: Eukaryota; Ciliophora; Spirotrichea; Euplotida; Euplotidae
Source: the annotation of a GenBank genome assembly